AUGGCAGGCGACAAACCCACGCUCCGGCAGCGGCAGCAGCAGCAGUUCUCGGCAGCCGCAGCCGCUGCAAGAAUCAGAUACGCCGACCCUCGCACCCUGCCCAGCUUCCCCUCGUCGGGCCUCGCCUCCAACGGCGCAGCCGCCAGCGCCGCCGCCACCCUCGGCUGGGCAAACCAAAAGUCGGUCGACCCCUGGAAGCCCGACCGAGCAUCCUCCGCCUCGGCCGCCGCCGCCCUCGCUUCUGACUACAAAAUGGCCCCCUCGCCCCAAUCCCCCGCCAACUCGGAUGGCCACAAGGCUGCCCUACUCGCCGUCGGUUCCGCAGGCGCCGCCCUCAAGCAGUCCAAUGCCGCCAAGCCUUCGUCCAACCUCCACGACUCUUGGGGCAACUCGGCAGCCACCCAGGCCUUUCAUGCAAAUCGCCCCGCCUCUGCCGAACCGCCCAACCUCACACACGGAAGCUCGGCCGCGACGCAAGCCUUCAACAUUGGCCGCUCCAUGUCGACGACAAAGGCCCCUUGGCCGCCCAACGACAAGUCUUCUUUGACUACUGCAAACGACUCGGUUCGCACCCGUCAGCGAGCUUCCUCGAAUGCUUUGGAUGGCGCCACCAGGGCACACCGCGCCUCGAUGCAGGCGAAGCUGCCAACAGAGGAGGCCGGCGCCGUCUCCGUCGUCACCAUGACGCGGAACAUGUUCACCUCGGCCCCCCCCGUCCAGCCCGAGGCGGACGAGCGAUCCAACAAUGAGAGGCUGCACCAAUCGGCGGUGGAAAUGGCAAAGAAGAUGUAUAGCCAACAUCAAAAGAUGGCCCACCAGACAAAGAGUGCACAGACAGGGCAGUCGGAAGUCGACCAGGUCAGCCCCUAUCUCAACCUGCAGGACGCCGCCUACAAACAGGCCCAAGAGCGCCUGGCCAAGCUUCACAACGAGCACAUGAAGAGCCGCGAGUACCAGGAGUACUACGGAAACGAAAAAGUCCCGCGUCACAAGCUCUCGGUGGCGGCCAAGCUGCGACGCCGGCUCUCCGACAGCGACAGCCUUGGCGAUCGCCAGCGUUCCCGCGAAAUCCGCGAGCAAAUGUCCAUGUUCUCCAACAAGCUGUCUCAGGUGGACAAGGACAAGCGCGAAAAGGACCGUGAAGCGCUGCUGGCCGCAGCGCAGCGCAAUGUAAAGGCGCGCCUACAGACCAUGGACGAGAAGACGUACCGGGACAAGGGCAGACUAAGCCCCACGCGGUUGACCGAGUGGGAAGUCAAGGCCCAGCAGGCAGCACAGUCUCGCCACGACUCUCGAACCGAGAACAAGGGCAAGGUGGAUAUCGGAGGCGGCAAGUUCAUGGCCCGCGAAGAGGUCGACGCCAUUGCCAUCAAGAGGGUGCAGCCCGUUCUGGACAACAUCAACGAAAAGGCCGGGGCCGAGCGAGAGCGACAGGCGGUCCUGCGCAUGGAAGAGGAAGCCCGGCGAGAGGAGGGCGAGAAGCAAAAGGCCCGCGAGCGCGAGGUCAAGGAAAUCCAGAAACAAGUCAAGGAGCAAGAGAAGCAAGAAGAAAGGGCCAGGAAACAGCAAGAGAAACAGGAUGAAAAGACGGCCAAAGCCGAGGAGAGGCGACAUGCAAAGGAGGAUAACCACAAAUUGAAGCACGAGACUGCGGCAGUGGGCCAGCAGCAUAAUGAGGAGCACACUGGCGACGUGGAGGGUUCCACGCGCCAGGAUGAGGCAUUGGGUUCCAACCCGCCCGGCCGCCGCCCGACGACUGAAUCGGAUGGCGAGUCGCCAGGUACCGCGCAGCGAAAGUCGGAGAUGCCAACGUCGCCAACGUCGAAAGUCAAGGGAUGGAUCAAGAAUCGCUUCUCACGGGGAAAAUCGCUGUCGGAAUACGGCGACAAGAGGCGAAGUUUCUUUGGUGGGGCGGCCAUGAAGGAGCACGAAGCCAACAAGAGCACCACGAGCCUUGAUAAGAGGCCGACGGGCUUCCGAGACGUGGUUAUGACGGCCAAGGCUGAGCCUGCAGACGACAACGAGGCGAGGGGGGCGGCAUCUGGAUUUCACAAGAAGGCGGGCGGGGGGCACUCGGAGCGGGAUUCGCACGGGGUGAGCCCCGCCAGCACGCCCCUAGAGGAGGAGGAGAGGCGGCUUGGCGACGACUCUGGAGGGCAAGACGGGUCCCCGACCAGCCUGGAGCCGCCGCGGCCGAUUGACGACGGGGGCAAACGUGUGAGUAGCAGUCCGACGCGCGACUCGCGAUUUCGAGAAAUGAUUGACCGGUGA
Hirsutella rhossiliensis is the source of this 2271-nucleotide messenger RNA. Its product is annotated as eisosome protein 1 domain-containing protein. The transcript is spliced from 3 exons. NCBI's taxonomy places the organism in Eukaryota, Fungi, Ascomycota, Sordariomycetes, Hypocreales, Ophiocordycipitaceae. Gene Ontology annotation, biological process: eisosome assembly. The record is from RefSeq and is a predicted model, not a curated record. The coding region runs from base 1 to 2271 and encodes 756 amino acids.